GGCAGAGCAAAGGUGACUUCUUUGUGCACAGUAGCUAAUAUACAUUAUUAUGCUUAAGAUAGAAAGCAAAAUAAUAAAGCAAACUGGAUUGUACAAAGUAUUGCUUAUGUUUUUCUUGCAUUUUUGGGUAAAUACUUCUCUGUGUGUGUCAGUGUGACACAUUAAUCCAGUAAAGCCGAUAACACAAUAACGUUGCUGACCAUAAAUUCUCCUUUUUGUUUUAUUGCAGUUAUUUGUGAAUGCACUUAGCUGAAUAUGGAUCCAGGUGGCGGAAGUUUGGGAUUGCAAACACAAGAAUCCAAAAUGCCUCACACUAUGAUUAUGCAGGAUUUUGUGGCUGGAAUGGCUGGCACUGCCCACAUCGAUGGAGACCACAUUGUGGUGUCGGUGCCCGAAGCCGUCCUGGUGUCCGACGUCGUCACGGAUGACGGGAUCACUCUGGAUCACGGCCUGGCAGCCGAGGUUGUCCAGGGGCCCGACAUCAUCGCGGAAACCGACGUUGUCACGGAGGGGGUCAUCGUGCCCGACUCCGUGCUGGAGGCUGACGUGGCCAUCGAAGAGGCUUUGGACACCACUGACCACGUGUUGACCUCUGACCUAAUCACGGAAACCGUCAGAGUGCCCGACCAGGUGUUCGUGGCCGACCUCGUCACGGGUCCCGAGGGACACUUGGAGCACGUGGUGCAGGACUCGGUGUCCGGAGCCACCUCCCCGACCAUGGUGUCGGAGGAGGUCCUGGUGACGAACUCGGACUCGGAAGCGGUCAUCCAGGCAGCUGGGACUGUGCCUGGCUCCACGGUGACCAUCAAAACAGAGGAUGACGACGAUGGCAAGAGCACAUCUGAAGACUACUUAAUGAUCUCUUUGGAUGAUGUGGGGGAGAAGUUGGACCACAUAGGAAGCACUCCCUUGAAGAUCAGCACCGAGGUGGCGAACGAUGACGUUGCCAAAGAUGACGGGUUUGGCUCAGAAGUUAUCAAAGUGUACAUAUUUAAAGCUGAAGCUGAAGAUGAUGUUGAAAUAGGUGGGACAGAAAUUGUCACUGAGAGUGACUUUCACAAUGGCCAUUCUGUAGCUGGAGUGAUUGAACAAGGAGGUGUUGGGAGAAUGCAGCGAGAAAAAAUGGUUUACAUGGCUGUUAAGGACUCCUCUCAGGAAGAUGAAGAUAUUAGCUGUGCUGAAAUAGCAGAUGAAGUUUAUAUGGAAGUUAUUGUAGGUGAAGAAGAAGCUACAUCCCUUCCAGACACCCAGCUCGAGGACUCUGGCGUGAAUAAAACAUUUGUCCCUGUUGCUUGGGCUGCUGCUUACGGAGAUGAAAGAAGGCUUCCCCGAAGAUACGAAGAUGGUCAAGCGGCAGGAAAUAACUUGGAUACACGAUUAGAAAACAAAAACGGUAAUGCAACACAGUACCUGCAGAUUUGUGAUAGCAUUGGCACUAAUAGAGUGCUCAAACAAAAAGCCAAGAAAAGGAGGAGAGGAGAGGCCAGGCAAUGGCAAACAGCUGUUAUAAUAGGUCCUGAUGGACAGCCCCUAACAGUUUACCCUUGUCAUAUUUGUGGGAAAAAAUUUAAAUCCAGAGGAUUCUUGAAAAGGCAUAUGAAGAACCAUCCUGAUCAUAUGAUUAAGAAGAAGUACCAGUGUACAGACUGUGACUUUACAACUAACAAAAAAGUAAGUUUCCACAAUCAUCUGGAAAGCCAUAAACUUAUAAAUAAGGUUGAUAAAACUCAUGAGUUUACAGAGUACACGAGAAGAUACAGAGAAGCGAGCCCCUUGAGUUCCAACAAACUCAUCCUGAGGGACAAGGAGCCCAAGCUACACAAGUGCAAAUAUUGUGACUAUGAGACUGCAGAGCAGGGACUACUCAACAGACAUCUGCUGGCAGUCCAUAGCAAGAACUUCCCUCACGUGUGCGUGGAGUGCGGGAAGGGAUUCCGCCACCCCUCGGAGCUGAAAAAGCACAUGAGGACCCACACGGGGGAAAAGCCAUACCAGUGUCAGCACUGUGUGUUCAGGUGUGCUGACCAGUCCAACCUGAAAACUCACAUCAAAACCAAACACGGCACUGACCUGCCCUUUAAGUGUGAGCACUGUCCCCAGGCCUUCGCCGACGAGAAGGAGCUGCAGCAGCACAUGGAGUUGUUCCAAGGGCACAAGACUCACCAGUGUCCCCACUGUGACCACAAGAGCACCAAUUCCAGUGACCUGAAGCGACACAUUAUCUCGGUUCACACAAAGGACUUCCCCCACAAGUGUGAGGUGUGCGAGAAGGGCUUCCACCGGCCCUCGGAGCUCAAAAAGCAUAGCGAGACCCACAAAGGGAAAAAGAUCCACCAGUGCAGGCACUGUGACUUCAAAACCUCAGAUCCUUUUGUACUUAGCGGGCACAUCCUCUCAGUUCACACCAAGGACCUGCCUUUUAAAUGCAAACGGUGUAAAAGAGGCUUUAGGCAGCAGAACGAACUGAAGAAGCACAUGAAGACCCACAGUGGGAGGAAGGUGUACCAGUGCCAGUAUUGUGAGUACAGCACCACGGACGCGUCGGGCUUCAAGCGGCACGUCAUCUCCAUCCACACCAAGGACUACCCCCACAGGUGUGAGUAUUGCAAAAAGGGCUUCCGCAGGCCCUCCGAGAAAAAUCAGCACAUCAUGAGGCACCACAAGGAGGCCAUAAUGUGACAGAGGAGCUGCAGGAGGAGGCGGUGUAGAAACUGUGAUAAUGCUCAUUGGGGAAAAAAAUAAAUCUCACGAACUGUUUCUCCUGGUUUCAAAGCUUGAUAUUAAACCAUAACUUUACAUUCUUUGUAUUAAAAGUCUUAAAAGUAUUAGGGUUGGCAGGGGAUCUCAUAGCCCUAUGAUUGUUGCUUAUCAGAACCUAAAGAGCACUAUAGAAUGGAGAGGUUGGAUGAAUGUCUUAAAGUUGCAGGAAGAUGGAUGAAUGUCUUCAGGUGAAUAGUAUUUCCCAUGGCUAAGUACAGAAGACAGAGCAGAGCUGAUUGUGUGACCCAUUUUGUCAGUAACAUUUGUCUCCAAUAUGAAAACAGUUCGGAGUCGUGGUGGGGUGAGUUACAAAAGGUUUGCAAAGGAGCCCAGUCUUCACUUCUUGUGCAGUUUUGAACGGGGGGGUUUUAGUCAGUCACUUCAUCCCAACGUUUUAAUUGUGCCUAGAAAUUGAAUUUCAGAACUGCUCAAAGUUGGGGGGGUUGUCCCUUGUUUGGUUUGAUUUUUUUUUUUAUUUUUUUUUUGAACAUUUCAUCAGGAAACUUUUUGGUUUCCUUUAUUAGUUUAGGUCCAAGAAGCAUUUUUUUACUGGUUUUCAAAGCUGCUAACCUAUUUUAUUGCAGGAUUUGAUGUUUGAAAUAGAGCACUAUGUUAUGGUCUCAGAGGUGGUGUUCUGGUGCUAGGGUUAAAGAUAUAUAUGUACAUAAUUUCCCUUUUUUUAUCUGAAACUACAGUUGAAUGUUGUUCAGUAUGGCACAUAUAACAAAAUUAACUUUGAAUUUGACUUUUUUUUUAAGGAUAAAAUGGAUGCAGCUCAUAGUGUUGUGACAACACUAGUUUUUCUUCUCGCUACUUUAAAAAUCUUCUUUAAAAAAGAAUAUUAAAAACAGUUGAAAACUGUAGAGUUGUUUUUUUUUUUUUAAUUAAAAUUCAAAGUACUUAGAAGUUCUUUAGGACAGUGUUCUUAACAGGUAUGACAAUUACUGUCCUACCUCCUAAUAGGAAAUUUUCCAUAUAGACAUAAAAUUGCACCUUUCAGUGGAUUCUUUUUAAAAAAAAAAAAGAUCUAUACCAUGCUAUAAACAUGCAUUUUCAAUCUGUAAGAAAGUAUAUAUGCAGUAUUUAACCAGAAAAAUCUGCUGCCACUAGAGUUUGGAGGUGGAUCUUGAGUUUACAGUGUAUACAUUUAAAAUAUGCAUCCCUUUACAAUGCUUUGUGUUAGCAUGCUGCAGAUCCAAUGGCGCUUAUAUAACGAGCUGGUCUAGGGCUAUUUAAUGAAAAACCUGGUCAUAAAUGUUAUGCAUAUAAUGUGUAUUUUUUACUUUUUUAGUUGCUUCAUGUUUGCACACAGCUGUUCACAUGAGAAAUUGUAACUUCAUGCUAUAUUGUGGCUUUGUGUUCCAGAUAAUGUUCAUAUUUUGGUUUGUUUUUUGCACCAGAUGAGAAUCAGUUCCUUGAGAAUAAAUUUUUUUUAUAUUUCUAAACUUCAGAAAGUUAAAUUUGGGAAAUCUCUUAGACAAAUACGUGUUUUAUGUGGCUGUAAAAAAUGAUGUACACGCUGUAAAAUAAGAUUGUCACUGUUCUGUGGGAUUAUUAUUUCUAAAUGUGUUACUCAUCGUAACGGGCAUACAAUAAAACGCAUCUCUUGCACUCCAAA
Lepidothrix coronata (blue-crowned manakin) is the source of this 4378-nucleotide messenger RNA. RefSeq names its product zinc finger protein 711 (gene ZNF711). The record is from RefSeq and is a predicted model, not a curated record. Gene Ontology annotation, cellular component: nucleus; chromosome. Gene Ontology annotation, biological process: regulation of transcription by RNA polymerase II. Bases 256 to 2679 code for a protein of 807 amino acids. Gene Ontology annotation, molecular function: metal ion binding; DNA-binding transcription factor activity, RNA polymerase II-specific; RNA polymerase II transcription regulatory region sequence-specific DNA binding. The transcript has 8 exons. NCBI's taxonomy places the organism in Eukaryota, Metazoa, Chordata, Aves, Passeriformes, Pipridae.